Molecule: messenger RNA, 2074 nt
Organism: Dendrobium catenatum
Lineage: Eukaryota; Viridiplantae; Streptophyta; Magnoliopsida; Asparagales; Orchidaceae
Product: hsp70-Hsp90 organizing protein 3
Exons: 7
Coding region: 87-1820 (577 amino acids)
Molecular function (GO): Hsp90 protein binding
Source: RefSeq, a predicted model, not a curated record
CCAAAACCACAAAAGCUGGACUUCUUCGUUUAGAAAUCCGAUCGCUCGCUCCUUCGCUCUUUCUGUUCUCUCUCUUUUCCUCUCCCAUGGCAGACGAAGCGAAGGCUAAGGGAAACGCGGCCUUCUCCGCCGGCCGUUUCGAAGAAGCAAUUCGCUAUUUCUCAGAAGCGAUAGAUCUUGCUCCUACCAACCAUGUGCUCUAUUCCAACCGCUCUGCUGCCUAUGCCUCUCUCCACCGCUACGCCGAGGCUCUCGCCGACGGCCGUAAGACAGUUGAGAUCAAGCCCGAUUGGUCGAAAGGGUACAGUCGCCUUGGUGCCGCUCAUCUUGGGCUUGGAAAUCAUGAAGAAGCAAUUGCCGCUUACCAGAAGGGCCUCGAUCUUGAUCCCAACAACGAGGCGCUCAAGUCGGGGAUCGCGGACGCUAGGGCGGCAGCCAACCGGUCUCGGAAACCUUCAGCAGCCUCUCCAUUCGCGAAUAUAUUUCAGGGCCCCGAGGUUUGGGCUAAGCUGACGGCUGAUCCAUCUACAAGAGCGUAUCUCCAGCAGCCAGAUUUCGUUAAGAUGCUCCAGGAAGUUCAGAAGAACCCUAAUAACCUCAAUCUGUAUCUUCAGGAUCAGAGGAUGAUGCAAGUGCUUGGAGUUUUGCUUAAUGUAAAGAUGCGGGAUUCUACGCGGGAUGAGAUGGAAAGUGACUUUCCUGAGCCUGAGAAGAAAAGGCCGCAGGCUGAGACAACAAAUAAGGCGCCACACAAAACUGAACCAGAACCGGAGCCGGAACCUAUGGAAUUCACGGAUGAAGUGAAAGAAGCUAAGCAAAGAAAGGCAGAAGCUCAAAAGGAGAAGGAAAAGGGAAAUACGGCCUACAAAAAGAAGGAUUUUGAGGAGGCGAUCAAUCAUUAUACGAAAGCAAUUGAGCUGGAUGAUGAGGACAUCUCUUUUCUCACUAAUAGGGCUGCUGUUUAUUUGGAGAUGGGGAAGUAUGAAGACUGUAUAGCUGACUGUGACAAAGCUGUUGAGAGGGGCCGUGAACUUCACUCUGACUUUAAGAUGAUUGCAAGGGCAUUGACGAGGAAGGGAUCUGCACUUGUUAAAGUGGCAAAGUGUUCCAAGGAUUAUGAACCUGCUAUUGAGACCUUCCAGAAAGCCUUGACUGAGCAUCGUAACCCAGAUACAUUGAAAAAAUUGAAUGAUGCAGAGAGGGCUAAGAAAGAAGCUGAACAACAAGAAUAUUAUGACCCAAAAAUAGCUGAUGAGGAGAGAGAAAAAGGUAAUGAGUUUUUCAAAGAGCAGAAGUAUCCAGAAGCAGUGAAACAUUAUACAGAGGCAAUCAAAAGAAAUCCACUUGACCCUAAAACUUACAGCAAUCGGGCGGCCUGCUACACAAAGUUGGGGGCUUUGCCUGAGGGAUUAAAGGAUGCAGAAAAGUGCAUUGAAUUGGAUCCAUCAUUUUCUAAGGGUUAUACUAGGAAAGGUGCCGUUCAGUUCUUUAUGAAAGAAUAUGACAAGGCAUUGGAAACAUAUCAGGAAGGCCUGAAGCAUGACCCUAAAAAUCACGAACUUAUUGAUGGCGUGCGGAGGUGCGUCGAGCAAAUCAAUAGGACAAACAGGGGUGAUAUUAGCCCAGAGGAGUUAAAGGAAAGACAGGCUAAAGCAAUGCAGGAUCCUGAGAUACAGAACAUCUUAUCUGAUCCCAUAAUGCGUCAGGUGUUGGUUGACUUGCAAGAAAACCCGAGGGCUUCACAGGAGCACCUGAAGAACCCUCAAGUUAUGAAUAAGAUUCAGAAGCUUAUUAGUGCGGGAAUUGUUCAGAUGAGAUAAAAGAGGUGAUUGAUGCUUGCUAAUGCGAGUUUAUUGGAGCCCAUGAUUUAGUUCUGAACUGCUUUCCUUUUUCCUAAAUGAUUUAUGAGUGCUUAUUAAACUUGUUUUUAUUGAACCACCCUGUUCAGGCUCUCAGUUUCCUUUUUCUUCAAACUUUGUUGUAUUUAAUCAUUAAACGGGCUUUGGGAAAGGCUCAUGAACGUUUCUUAAUGUUUUCUUUUUUAGCAGUAAAGCUCAAAAAUUCUGAAUGUGAA